Harpia harpyja (harpy eagle) is the source of this 1296-nucleotide messenger RNA. It is a transcript of the gene MED4, whose product is annotated as mediator complex subunit 4. The coding region runs from base 32 to 844 and encodes 270 amino acids. Gene Ontology annotation, molecular function: transcription coregulator activity. Gene Ontology annotation, cellular component: core mediator complex; mediator complex. Lineage: Eukaryota; Metazoa; Chordata; Aves; Accipitriformes; Accipitridae. The transcript has 8 exons. The record is from RefSeq and is a predicted model, not a curated record. Gene Ontology annotation, biological process: regulation of transcription by RNA polymerase II.
GUUCUCGCUCGGGUCCGCGCCCGGGAUCGUGAUGGCGGCGGCGGCGGCGGCGGCGGCGGCGGCGGCGGCGGCGGCGGCGACCGGGGGAGGUGGGGAACGCAGCAGCACCCGGGACCGGCUCCUGGCGGCGCUGGAGGAUCUCGAACUCUUGGCAAGGGAACUAAUUGAAAUUUUGGCAAUUUCAAGAAACCAGAAGCUUCCACAACCGGGAGAGGAGGGCCAGAUCCUGGAACUGCUGAUUCAGAGAGAUGGAGAGUUUCAAGAGCUAAUGAAGUUGGCAGUUGAUCAGGGGAAAAUCCAUCAUGAAAUGCAGCUUUUAGAAAAGGUAGUAGAAAAGAGGGAUAAUGAUAUUCAGCAGCUGCAGAAACAACUAAAAGAAGCAGAGCACAUACUGGCAACAGCUGUUUAUCAAGCAAAGGAAAAGCUGAAAUCAAUUGAAAAGGCAAGAAAAGGUGCCAUUUCCUCUGAAGAAAUAAUUAAAUAUGCCCACAGAAUCAGUGCUAGCAAUGCUGUUUGUGCCCCUCUGACAUGGGUACCAGGGGACCCACGUAGGCCAUAUCCUACAGAUCUGGAAAUGAGGAGUGGUCUCUUGGGUCAGAUGAACAACCCAUCCACCAAUGGAGUUAAUGGACACUUACCAGGGGAUGCACUUGCAGCAGGCAGACUGCCAGAUGUGCUCGCUCCUCAGUAUCCUUGGCAGUCAAGUGAUAUGUCAAUGAACAUGCUACCUCCUAAUCAUAGUAAUGACUUCAUGUUGGAGCCUCCAGGACACAACAAAGAGAAUGAAGAUGAUGUAGAAGUUAUGUCAACAGACUCCUCAAGCAGCAGCAGUGACUCAGACUAGGUACAGGAGGAACAGUAUCCCUAGUAGACCUUUCCUGUGGUGAAGAUGUUCAAGUAAAAUGACUGGGAGCUUUCUGCUGGAGGAGAGAUGUCAAAUUCCCAGUGGUGAUGUAAAUGUGUGAAUGUGUAUGUUUGCAAGAGAUGUGUGUGUAAUAUAUAUAUAUAUUUACUAUACAUUAGAUGACAAAAGUUCCUGGGAAAAAAGGUGUAAGGGGAAUCCCCUUGUAUGUUUGUUAGUAACUUUACUCUUUUGAUGAUAGCCUUUUCUAUGGCACAGAAAUAAGACAUGAAAUUUGUAAUUUUAAUAUCUUUGUUACUGCCUAAAUCCACGUUCUUGAUCAUCUUGUGUGCGCCAAGAAUAAAAAUAUGGCAAUAAGGUGUAAAAAAAAAAGUUUGUAAUUAUUGUAAUAUAUAAUGAAUGAUUUGUCAUAAAUAAACCCAGCUUUGAUGUAA